This is a messenger RNA of Carassius gibelio (silver crucian carp), 6512 nucleotides long. RefSeq names its product ras/Rap GTPase-activating protein SynGAP-like. The transcript is spliced from 8 exons. Bases 46 to 1791 code for a protein of 581 amino acids. The record is from RefSeq and is a predicted model, not a curated record. Lineage: Eukaryota; Metazoa; Chordata; Actinopteri; Cypriniformes; Cyprinidae.
CAUAGUUCAGUUGAGAUCACUCGCCUGCCCUCUCCAACCUCUGCCAUGUCCAGUGGCGGAGCGCCUCCGGCCCGGGCCGGAUUGGGGGGGUUUGCGGACCGCGAUCAUCCUCACCGAGCCUCAUCUAAAGAGGUUUUCUAUGUUGCCCGUCCCCCGUUGGCCCGCUCUAGUCCAGCAUACUGUACUAGCAGUUCUGAUAUUACUGAUCCAGACCCAAAGGACUCAAGAAUGAACAGCGUCUCUAACCUGCAGUCUAUGGGGGACAUGCUCAACUCUUCCCAGGCCUCGAUUGCCGGCCUCGGCAGCUACGGUGGGCUCGCGGGCUUGGGAGGAGGCCUCGGAGGCCAGCUACGUGCUGGAGGGCGUAUGUCGGCCGGAUCCGGGGGCUCCAGCAUGUCCGGGGGUCUGAGGUUGAGCCAGAUGGGAACCACCACCGACUCGCUGUCCCAGCAGCAACAAGCCGCCGCUCUCCGCUACCCCCUCUCCUUCCAGAACCCUCUGUUCCACCUGGCUGCUGACGGGCCUCAGCUUCACCACCAGCACAGUCGAGCUCAACCUCCUCCUCCUCUCCUGCUGGCCCCGGAGCCGGACGCUUCUCACCCCUCUUACAUCCCGCAGUUCGCCCACGGCGGUUUCUCCCGAAGCGAGGACCUCUCCACCCUCAGACCCGGCCCUCAUCUGGGUCAGCCGAGUAUUAUUCACUCCCACAGCUACAGCGACGACUACAGCCGCCAUAACCAGAGCGAAUACGGGCGACGCCAGAUCCCCAUGCACAUGCAGGAGCAGCAGCAGAUGGCAGGCAUGGCAUCGCAGACGGGCACAUCUCAUUCAUCUCUCGCCACGCCACCUUCCACCGUUCAGCCUGCCCGCCAGAGCUCCAUGGCUCCUCCCACGCAGCGCAUGAAAUCGCAACCCUCACAUCAGCUUUCCGUGAGUUCUGCCGCCGCUGCCGCUCCUGCUGGCAAAACCAGGCCACAGAGCGGAAACCUGCUCCAGUCCCCGGAGUCUGGCUUUGGGGGCCGACAACAGGGCCCUCGGCAGCAGCUGUCGGUCAAAGACAGCACCCCGCCUGGCCUGCCUCAUCAGCAGAGCUCCACCAGAGAGAGCCAAGGGUCCCAGGGCUCUCAGGGAGGAACGCCACAGUCCACACAGCAAUCCAAAUCACAUCAGGAACGACAGCAGAUCCAGCAACAGCAUCUGCUCAAGCCUACCAUGAGCAAACAGGGCUCUUCCCAAUCUCCAACCACCCUCAACCCCUCGAUCCCUGCCUCGGAGCGAACGGUCGCAUGGGUGUCCAACAUGCCCCAUCUUUCUGCUGACAUAGAGAGUUCCCGCAUUGACCGAGAGGAAUACAAACUCAAGGAGUAUUCAAAGAGCAUGGACGAGUCGCGUCUGGACCGGGUGCGUGAAUACGAGGAGGAGAUCAACUCUCUGAAGGAGCGUCUGAUGAUGUCACACCGCAAGCUGGAGGAGUACGAGAGGAGGCUGUUAACUCAGGAGCAGCAGACCAAUAAAAUCCUGCUGCAGUAUCAGAGCCGACUGGACGACAGCGAGAGGAGACUGAGACAGCAGCAGAUGGAGAAAGACAACCAAAUUAAAGGAAUUAUUGACAGACUCAUGGUUGUGGAAGACGAGCUGAGGGUAGGGGUGAUGCCUGAGCAGAAACCCAGGAUGUUCGCAGACCAGGGGAGGCGGCAGUCCAUCUUAGUUCAGCCCCGCCUUGCGCCCGUCCCGCUGCGAAUGAACAGGAAAAGCAGCUUUCCGCCUUGGAUUCAGCAGACCCCAGUGUGAGUUUUGGAGGAGAAUUGACCAGCACUCCUGGCGUUGUGGGAGUCUCCCAAUCGGACAAAUCCUGCACCCAAUCCUCCCUGAACGGAAUCUUGUCCUUCCCAUUAGCCUCCCCUCCUCAUUCCCGUCCAGCUGAACGGAGAGUUCUCCGGCAAACAAAAUCAGCAACGGCAUCGAGGGCAAGUUUGGAGGGGGAGCAGGUCAAUAACAACGCUGACCAAAACCAAGAUAAUUUAUUAGGAAUUCCGAUGAAAAAUUCACAUCUUUAUGGAUGAAGCUUCUGUGGAUGUUUUAUUUCGUGCAUUAGACUGAGGGCAAGUGGGAGGUGGAACCAUUACUUGCACCAUCCAAAACAAAAGGGCUCUCCAUCAGAUCAGAUAUGUUAUUCCAAAAUCACAUUUUCUUUGGAUCGAAUUUAAAAGCCCCUUGCACAUACAGUACCUCUGCCACCACAAGUCAUCCAAAACACUGGAAAGUGCUUGGUUCAGGUUCCAGGUUUUUUUGACUGAGGUCCCUUAUAUUGUGUAAAAAAAAAAUCCCAAGAAGCUGGGAAUGACCCCAGGACCAGUGGGCAAACAAACUAUACAUAUGUUUCGAAGUGUAUAGAGAUAGAAAUGUGACUCACGAACACAUGCCAGCUUUGUCUUGAGGAUUUUGUUAUGUCGUCUGGCUUUCCUAGUGCCUUUCUGUAUCUCCUGACAGGGUUUUCAAACGAACACAAGAAUAACGACAGCAGAAUUACAGAAAUGGUUGUGCAAACGCAGCACUCUUCUCAAGAUUGCUCACUUAGAAGAGAUUGAUGUGUUCUUCUGCCUCAAUGUAAUGCUGGAAAUGUCCAGCUCUGGAAUAUGACCAUGAUUCAGUGUUUUUUUUUUUUUUUUUUGUGGACAAUGUCUUGUGGUGUUCGAAUUGCCUCACUAGACUGAACUUGUGCAAUGUUUUCUCUUCUCAAUCUCAGAACCUAUGUGUAUUUAACUGGUGCUAUGGAUUCUCAAAGCAUUGCUCUCUGUCACAUCACAGCCUCCCAUUCUGUUCAUAUGUGUCUUCGUCCUCCCAUUAACUCCAUAACGGGCCGAUUUUGACUUUCGUUCAGUGUGUGUCUGCAACAGGAGAUGAGCGCGAGGUGAUCUCUGUCAGGGCACAAACCUUUUGUCUUUUUACGAAAACAAGAUGCUUAGGCCAGAAUGCAGUUGUGGUGAUAAGGUUUUUUUUAUAUAUACAGAAAUUUUCUGUGUUUUUGUCUUAAGAGACAGUUUCAAAGUCAACAUGAAAGUUAACAUGAAAGCAAUAAAUUUUCCCUCCAUAAUGUGACAUUUUGGAGUAAAAUGGGAAAAAUUACUUUAUUUGAACUAUUAGGAAUUCAUUGGAUUGUCAAAAAAUUGGUGUUACAUACUGGAAUGGAGUCUGGUGGCUAAAAACAAAACUGAUUCAUGAAAGUUGUUUCAAAUGUUUUUUUGUUAAAAGAUUAUGAAAACAACCCUGUUUUUAUAUAGAAUAGCAUGCACCAAAUAAUCAUCAAUAAGACGACUAAGAAUGUACAUUGAAAAGUAGACAAUGACUCGCACCAAAUAAUCAGUACAUUUACAUUAAUGCAUUUGGCAGAAGCAAUGCAACUUUUAUUGCAUUCAAGGUUUACAUUUUAUCAAUUCUCUGCGAGGGAGUCGAACCCAUGACCUACUGUUAGAGCUAUGCGACAGAAUUGCGAAUAACAAGUUAACCAUGGGUCCAUUUUGUUUUCAUGUUGACUUUAAAGUUGCUCAAGCAACUCUAAAGAAGUUUUUGGUAGUGUUGAAUGGUCAUUUUAGGAAAUAUCUUGUUAGAAAAUAACUUGCUAUAAUUCCCCAUUUGAGUAUCGCUGCCAUCUGGUACUGAUUGUAUUCCCCAUCGCUCACUACAAGUUGUUUUAUUGUUUGUUUUACAAUUAAUCUAUUCAUUGUCAUGUUUCUACAGACUUGAGACAUUCCCAUGGCUUUGCUGAUACAAGUCAUUCAUUUGUAACCCAGUUCAUUGUUGAUUGCCUUAUUGUUGCAUUGUAAACCGAUAAAAGUUGUAACAGCUACACCAAUACAGCAGGCCUAGAUUAAGUUGUUACUGCACAAUAAAAACACUGAGCUGUACUGUAAUAUUUAUAUAGAUUGGGAAGGCACUAGAGAGAAGAAUGGACUGAUUGCCAUUUUAGCUUUUAAGAGCUUCGAGGGCUAUCUUUAAGUGACUUCUACUCCAUUUAGUAAUAAUAAACAGGCGAUUUCGUCAAUGUCCCAAAAGCAGUUGAGGAAAAAGUGGGAUAGCAGGGUUAUCAGCUGAAAAAAAUGUGCCAUGACAUGAAUAUACCUCAGACGUAAAAUCGAAUGACUCAGGUAAACUUUCAAUUGCCUCACAGUUUAACGCAAACUGGACAGAAAAAAAACGCAUUUUGAGUUGAUCUGCCUAUUUUGGUAGUUAGUCCAUUUCUUCUCUGAGAUUAGUAGCAGUGAUUGGUCAGCGGCUCAUCAAGCACCUCCUCUUUUCCCUGCAUCUCCAGCCAAUCACAAAGCUUCAUGGAGGACAAUCUGGAACCUAAUUGGAGGCCUCACCUCGGACAUUCGUCAGGUUGGCCAGGGUUUAAUUCCAGGGCGCUGUCACGCGAUUCGGUUGGUUGACAGAGGGGAAACUGAGGCUUUGACUCUGCGCCAGAGCCGAUCCAAAGAAGAAAUGUAGGUUCCCUUCCUUUGACGUGCCCUCUCUCUGAUAUAAUUCGAUAUGAUGACCGUUUGGGAUGCUUAAUGUCUGUCAGAUGUCAGAGAGAUGACGUCGCAUGCAGCGUAGUGGUUCAUUGAGAGAGCUGGAGAGGUUCUGAGGAUCAGAUCAAUCUCAAAGGUGCUGUUUUUUUAGGUUCUUUACUAACUUCAUGUAGGAUAUUGAACAGUCCUCUACUUCUCAUUAUGAUCUUCAUAUGCCACAUUCGCUCUGCCUGUCAUGCCUGCCUGCGUCUUAGUCAUGUCUUUUAUUUUGGGGAAACUGGAUAUGCACAACCUUUUUUUUUUUUACCCUGAAGAGACGCUGAUUUGUCCUUCAGCAGAUUUGAUAAGAGGCUGGAAAUAUCCAAACUUCUGUUUCCUGGUGGUUUUCUAUUUCUUGACUGGACCUCACCCAGAUGAGAUCACGUAUUUACAUGCUGGUAAUGUGAGACAAGACCUUUUGAUCCGUAAAUUUACGUGACAAUCUCUUUGCAAUGAAAAAUCGACAACCUGUUAUUUUACCUGCUCCCUCUCCACGCACUUUGCUACGUCCUGGAUCCUCGCAGACUCUUUGUAUGUGAAAGAAAGAUGGAUUCUUUUACUUUUUAAUUCUCUUUCCUUUUGCUGUGGAGUUCUUGAUUUUGUGGAAAAUACCGUUUGGAAGUGGGAUCCUCUCGUUUGGAAUUUGGCAGUCGCACGUUUGUAGGAUUGUGGGUAGUUUUGCGAAGCCAAGUUACUGUUCUUAAAUUGAACUUUAUUUCCUUGUUUGGAUGGCAUUUCCAGGCAACACAGACAUUUCUCUGCUUCCUUUUUACACCACUAGACAAAAAUAUAAAUGUUGAGAGAUCAUGGAGGUCGAAAAAUAAUGUUGUGGGUGACUGUGUGUAUAUACAGUGUGUGUACAGUAUUUGUGUAUAUACUGGAUGUAUGGAUGGUUAUAUAAUAUUAAGUAUAUAUAUAUAUAUAUACAUAUACAUGUAUUUUGUACAUAAAAUAUGUUUGUAUAUGCAGUGUACAGAAUGUGUUCUUUUACACUGACUUCCCUUUUUCUCAAUGUGGAAAAAGAAAAAGCAGAACAGAACUUUGUGGGAAUUAAAACUCACAUCGGCGACUCGUCGGCGGAGUUAUUCAAAGCACUUUUCGCUCAGGCUGAUUGUACGCAGUCUGAAACCCACAAUGCAUCGCCAUGAGUCCAACACAUGCUUUGCCGGUAUAAAGCUUGCACUCUUUUUCUCACUGAUUGAGGUUUUUUGUAACAGGUACUGGGUGACCAAGCAAUGCUUGUACAUAAAUAUAUAGGCUUAAUAACUACUGUAUGUUUGCAAAUAUCAACUUUCCCAGAAAGGAGUCACCUGCUAGUCUUUGCAGCUUUUGCAUCGCCAUUUGCUUUCAAUUUCAAUGCGGUGCGUGCCGUGCGUCAGAUGAGUUUUUUUGGGAUCGCUGUAGAAGGUCGAUCUCAUGAUAAGACGUCCCCAUUUUACUCUGCUGAUCUUUUGUAUGGCCUGAUGCUUUAUUCCCUCAUUACUUGCCUAGCAACUCUUCCAUGCAAGUAAUCGCUUCUUUGUCUCCUGUAAAUGAAUGGAGUUCCCAUGAUGUGCCUCUUUCUGAUAAACUUCAGUUGGUCUCUGUCAGCCAUAAGCCAAUCACAGUCAUCUUUCUUGACAAGCCAUAAGCCUCGCCCCUAAAUUUCCAUUUUUGAAAAGGGCAGACACUUGGGAAUUUUAUUUCUUUUUGUAUAUAUUAAUAGAAAGAGUGGUAUGUUAGAGUGUAUUGACGAUGUUUUUGGAUUUGUUAUGAAUGUUGAUAUUCUGGUUAUUGAAUUCUGGUUAUUAUUGUAAUAAUAUAAUGACUGCUGUUAUCAUUUCAUCAUUCUUUAGUUUAUUCAAUACUGUUAAAGACUUUCGUUUCUUUUUGAAUAAAUCUGAAUUUAUAUUUUUCGGGUGGGCUAAUUAUAGAAAUGAAAUCAAUUAAACAGAUGAAUAAAUAAAUUAAUUCUUAUUGAAUUCA